Molecule: messenger RNA, 1566 nt
Organism: Drosophila virilis
Lineage: Eukaryota; Metazoa; Arthropoda; Insecta; Diptera; Drosophilidae
Source: RefSeq, a predicted model, not a curated record
AACUUUAGCGUUUCAUCGAAAAUAUUAAAUGUGUGCCCACAUAUAUUGUUGCAUAUUUAGUGAAACAUGUACAAAAGAGUUUUGCAAAUAGUAUAUGGAUGGAUCCUACUUUUUUGUUGCUAGCCGUUACUUGUCGGAAUAGAAACUAUCAUGCAAAAACAUUGUUUUCAAAACCAUUUUGGGCUCGUAAGGAUCAUGGAAGCACCUGUGCGUUUAGUGUGAAUGGGGAAUUGAGGAAGUACUUUGCUACAAAUAAACCAAAUACGUCAUGUCUGUUAUCGAUAUGUAGCAAAUUUAAUGAGCAAGUUGCUAGACUCGCGAGAACGCGUUGAACAGGUGAAUGCGAAAACUUAUAAUCUUUGCCUCUACAUGAAUUUGGCUCAUAAUUUGUGCUGGCUGCUGCCACAUAACAAAUCUCUAAAAGCGAAGCGCGAACAACAAAAGGCCACUUCAUUAGGAGAAUAUGUAUAUCAGCGGGAAAGGGGCCAACAGAGAGACAGGGGAAGGAACCGCUCAAAAGCUUACAGCGCCGCUGGCAGCAGCGAUCGGAGCUCAGUCGUCAAACGGCAGCAUUUAACUAAAGUCGCAAGCCCGGAGUGGGAGCAGAUCGCAGCUGGAAGCAUAACCAGAACCAGGCACGGAACAAGAAGCGGCAAACGCUUAGCUGAGCGCUAUCUACGUAUUAUUCUAUUUGUGGCUUACAAGAUGUUUGGCACUCGACGACAUUUGUUGCUGGUUAUGACGUUGAGCGUGCUGCUGCUAGGCAUCAGCUGGGCAGCUGAGCAGCCCGAGCAGCCCGAGGAGGUCAUCAAGGAGGAUGUGAUUGAGAUUGAGAACAAAACGCAAAAGGUUAUACGCGUCAGUCCGCUGGAGCUACCCCUGAAACAGGACCGCACGGGCAGCCAAAUGAACUCGGAGCUCUUCCAGAUCCAAACACUGCGUCCGGGCGCGCAACGACCACGACAGCGUCUGUAUGUGGACUCGAAGCGCAUGCGUCCCUCGAGGAUCGCCACUGGUGAAGCAUCGCAGCCCGCCUUGAAAUUCUCGUACACGCCCGAACUAAAAGCCUUUCCCAAGCAGAAGCUGAAAAUGAAGCAACAGAAGCAGCAAAAGCAGCUGCACUUCCCGCUCGAGUCUAGCGCGAGUCCCAUGGAAGCGCUGCCCGUCCAGAUGACGCCCGGUCCCUAUCCCAUCUACUAUGUGGUGUCCAAGACGAACGGUCGCUUCGGCAAGUUUCCCAUCAAGUCCUUCCGCUCGCCCGCCGAGUUCGCCAAGUACUUGAUCAAAAGCAAGGCGGAGCCCAUUCCCCGGACCCAGCGUUUCGAGGGCAGGCCUCAACCGACGACCGAGGAGGGGUCGGUCGCCAGACGGUAGUCGGUAGCUUUACUGCUUUUGUGAUUUGCACGCGCGCUUUGUAUGCUAAGUUAAAUUAAAUUAUUCACCGUAAUUAUAAUUGCUAAUUACCACAAUAACUACAAUUACCCAAACCUAUUAUGUACGUAUCUCUAAAGUGCCCAGCCCAAGUAUCUUGCUUGCCAAAUAAACCGAAACUGCUUUAUAUCGCAA